CCUUCUCUUUAGGAGGACAUUUCUAGGGGCUAAUAUAGAAGAUUUAGAACUCCAAAGACUUUGGAAUGGACAGACUCAGAAUGGUGCUACAUGAAAACUCUGGAUCUCCUGACUUUAGAAGAAGUUUUGUUCAUUUGAGUCCCUUCAUUAUUGCUGUGGUCUCAGUUCUUAGUGCCUGUUCGAUCCCUGGUUCUCUUGGAGGAACAGACAAGGAGCUGAGACUAGCAGCUGGUGAAAACAAGUGCUCUGGGAGAGUGGAGGUGAAAGUCCAGGAGGAGUGGGGAACUGUGUGUAAUAAUGGCUGGGGCAUGGAGGAGGUCUCUGUGAUUUGUAGGCAGCUAGGAUGUCCAACUGUUAUCAAAGCCACUGGAUGGACUAAUUCCAGUGCUGGCUCUGGGCACAUUUGGAUGGAUCAUGUUUCUUGUCGAGGGAAUGAAUCAGCUCUCUGGGACUGCAAGCAUGAUGGAUGGGGAAAACAUAGUAACUGCACUCACCAACAGGAUGCUGGAGUAACCUGCUCAGAUGGGUCUGAUCUGGAGCUGAGGCUGAUGAAUGGAGGAAACCGGUGUUCAGGAAGAAUAGAGGUCAAAUUCCAAGGACAGUGGGGAACAGUGUGUGAUGAUAACUUCAACAUAGAUCAUGCUUCUGUGGUUUGUAAACAGCUUGAAUGUGGAAGUGCUGUCAGUUUCUCUGGUUCAGCUAAUUUUGGAGAAGGUUCAGGACCAAUCUGGUUUGAUGAUCUUGUAUGCAAUGGAAAUGAGUCAGCUCUCUGGAACUGCACGCACCAAGGAUGGGGAAAGCAUAAUUGCGAUCAUGCUGAGGAUGCUGGAGUGAUUUGCUUAGAUGGAACAGAUCUGAGCCUGAGACUCGUCGAUGGAGUCAGUACAUGUUCAGGAAGAUUAGAAGUGAAAUUCCAAGGAGAAUGGGGGACAGUGUGUGAUGAUGGCUGGGAUAGUAAUGAUGCUGCUGUGGCAUGUAGGCAACUCGAAUGCCCAACUGCCAUCACUGGCAUUGGUCGAGUUAAUGCCAGUGAGGGAACUGGACACAUUUGGCUUGACAGUGUUUCCUGCCAUGGACAUGAAUCUGCUAUUUGGCACUGCAGACACCAUGAGUGGGGAAAGCAUUAUUGCAAUCAUCAUGAAGAUGCUGGUGUCGUAUGUUCAGAUGGAUCAGAUCUGGAACUGAGACUUGUGGGAGGAGGCAGCCGCUGUGCUGGGACAGUAGAGGUGGAAAUUCAGAAACUAGCAGGGAAAGUGUGUGACAGAAACUGGGGACUGAAAGAAGCUAAUGUGGUUUGCAGGCAGCUGGGAUGUGGAUCUGCACUCAAAAUAUCCUAUCAAACGUAUUCCAAAGUUAAGCCAACAAACAUGUGGCUAUUUUUAACUACCUGUAUUGGAAAUGAAACUUCUCUUUGGGACUGCAAGAACUGGCAGUGGGGUGGACUUACUUGUGAUCACUAUGAAGAAGCCAAAGUUACCUGCUCAGCCCACAGGGAACCCAGACUGGUUAGCGGGGACAUUCCCUGUUCUGGUCGUGUUGAAGUGAAACAUGGCGACACAUGGGGCUCCGUCUGUGACUCUGACUUCUCUCUGGAAGCUGCCAGUGUGCUGUGCAAGGAAUUACAAUGUGGCACGUUCAUCUCUAUCCUGGGGGGAGCUUACUUUGGAGAAGGAACUGGACAGAUCUGGACUGAAGAAUUCCAGUGCGAGGGGCAUGAGUCCCAUCUUUCACUCUGCCCAGUAGCACCCCGCCCAGAUGGGACUUGCAGCCACAGCAGAGAUGUUGGAGUAGUCUGCUCGAGAUACACAGAAAUCCGCUUGGUGAAUGGCAAGACCCCAUGUGAAGGAAGAGUGGAGCUCAAGGUUCUAGGGACCUGGGGAGCUCUCUGUAACUCUCAGUGGGACAUGGAAGAUGCCCAUGUUUUGUGCCAGCAGCUUAAAUGUGGAAUUGCCCUUUCUAUCCCAGAAAGAGCACAUUUUGGGAAAGGAAGAGGUCAGGUCUGGAGGCAUAUGUUUUACUGCACUGGAACUGAGAAACACAUUGGAGAUUGUCCUGUAACUGUUCUGGGUGCAUCACUAUGUUCAGCAGAGCAAGUGGCCUCUGUAAUCUGCUCAGGAAACCAGAGUCAGAUACUAUCCCCGUGCAAUUCAUCAUCUUUGAACCCAACAAGUUCUACCAUUUCAGAAGAAAGUGCUGUUGCCUGCAUAGAGAGUGGUCAACUUCGCCUGGUAAAUGGAAGUGGUCGCUGUGCUGGAAGAAUAGAGAUCUAUCAUGAGGGCUCCUGGGGCACCAUCUGUGAUGACAGCUGGGACCUGAGGGAUGCCCACGUGGUGUGCAGACAGCUGGGCUGUGGAGUGGCCAUUAACGCCACUGGUUCUGCUUAUUUUGGGGAAGGAACAGGGCCUAUCUUGCUGGAUGAGAUAAACUGCAAUGGAAAAGAAGCUCGUAUUUGGCAGUGCCCUUCACAUGGCUGGAAGCGGCACAAUUGCAGGCAUAAGGAGGAUGCCGGAGUUAUCUGCUCAGAGUUCUUGUCUCUGAGACUGACCAGUGAAACCAGCACAGAGGCCUGUGCAGGACGUCUGGAACUUUUUUACAACGGAUCUUGGGGCAGCAUUGGCAAGAGUGACAUGUCUUCAACCACUGUGGAGGUGGUAUGCAGGCAGCUGGGCUGUGCAGACACGGGAAGCAUCAGCCCUGCAUCUUCAGCCAAGGCAAUGUCCAGAUACAUGUGGGUGGACAAUGUUCAGUGUCCUAAAGGACCUAACACAUUAUGGACAUGCCCAUCAUCUCCAUGGAAGUGGAGACUGGCAAGCCCUUCAGAGGAGACCUGGAUCACAUGUGCCAACAAGAUAAGACUUCAAGAAGGAAACACUACUUGUUCUGGACGUGUGGAGGUCUGGCACGAAGGUUCCUGGGGGACAGUGUGUGAUGACUCCUGGAACCUUGACAAUGCUCAGGUGGUGUGUCAAGAGCUGGGCUGUGGCUCAGCUUUGAAGGCACUCAAAGAGGCGGCUUUUGGUCAGGGGACUGGGCCCAUAUGGCUCAAUCAAGUCAAGUGCAAAGGGAAUGAGUCUUCCUUGUGGGAUUGUCCUGCCAAACCCUGGGGGCACAGUGACUGUGGGCACAAGGAAGAUGCUGCUGUGAUAUGCUCAGGCAAUGCAAUCAAAGAGACAUCAAAUGCCACAGGUAACAAAGCCCCUGUUGUAUUUGGAGUCCUUGGGGCCAUUGUGUUGGUUGGUCUCAUCAUGUUCCUCUUGUGGUUUUGGAAGCGAAGACAGCUACAGCAACUUACAGGAUGUCUGUUGUCAGUUUCCUCAAGAGGAGAACAUUUUAUCCACCAAAUUCAAUACCGGGAAAUGAAUUCUUGCCUGAAAGCAGAUGACCUGGACAUGCUGAACUCCUCAGGGGACCAUUCUGAAGUCCACUGAAAAGGAAGAUGAGAGUUAUAACCUAAUGAGUUCAGCCUUUAAGACUGAUGACUUGGACUGUUGAAUGGAGCAAGAAUUUACCUGGUUCACUGAAGAUCACAAUACAGUCAUUUUUCUCCUAGGAUUCCAAAGACUGCUGCUGAAUUUAUAAAAAUUAAAUUGAUGAAUGUGACUAUUAAAAGUUGUAUAUAAGACUCUCGGGGGGGUGUAAAUAAAAAUGAGUAUUGCUGAUUUAAGCUUGUCUUAACCUCUUGUUCUUGACUUUAUGAAUUUUUUAGUGGGCAUUCUGAUUUUUUUUA
Miniopterus natalensis is the source of this 3727-nucleotide messenger RNA. RefSeq names its product CD163 molecule (gene CD163). The record is from RefSeq and is a predicted model, not a curated record. NCBI's taxonomy places the organism in Eukaryota, Metazoa, Chordata, Mammalia, Chiroptera, Miniopteridae. Gene Ontology annotation, cellular component: membrane; external side of plasma membrane.